AUGACUGACAACGCCUCCCUCUCCGCCACCACGCAAAUCUCUCAAAACCAUCAUCCUGCAAAAUUGUCACAAUAUUCUGGUCUCGAGCACCUACCAGCUGCCACAAAACUGCCUUCGAUUGUCAAAUCAUUCAAUCUCAAAGUUCAGGAUGGCAUUGAUGGCACAGUUCCAGCAUUCCUACACCUGCCCAAGGAUUAUCAGAAUCAGCAGAACACAGCUGCAAUCCUUCUCUCUGGAGCUGGCGGUGGUGUGGUUGGCCCUUCUAGUAUCUAUCUGAGCAUGGCAGACAAGUUGGCCUCUCUCCAAACCGGUCUUCCUGUUCUACGCAUGGAUUAUCGCUUCCCAGCUCGCAACAAGUAUUGCAUCCCGGAUGUCCUGGCAGCUAUGGAUUACCUUGAGGCACAGCAUAAAGUUAGCCGAUUUGUCCUGGUUGGAUGGUCCUUUGGUGGUGCUCCAGUGUUUACAGUUGGUGGUCAAGAUGCCAGGGUCGUCGGGUGUGCGACUGUCGCAUCUCAGACUGCAGAGACAGAAGGCAUCAGAGCGGUAGGAAGAAGAGGUGUGCCGGUGUUGCUGUUACAUGGUACUGGCGAUCGCACUCUGAGUCCGCAGUGUAGCGAGAGACUGUACGAUAUGUACGGAUCGAGAGGAGGGAAAAGAAAGGUGCAUUACUUCGAGCGAGAUGACCACGCGCUUACAAGGAACAGUAGCGAGGCUGAAAAGAUGCUUUGCGAGUUCAUCGCGGAUAUUUCUGGGUUGGACGUUGGCGGUACUGAGAGUGGUCUUUUGAGCAAGAGUCUUGUUGACGAUGAAGAAAAGGUUAACAAGAUGAAGCAGGGUGGUGACUUGAGGGGUGCUGAGAGCACUGAAUAA
Messenger RNA from Aureobasidium melanogenum CBS 110374, 870 nucleotides. RefSeq names its product alpha/beta-hydrolase. The transcript has a single exon. The record is from RefSeq and is a predicted model, not a curated record. Lineage: Eukaryota; Fungi; Ascomycota; Dothideomycetes; Dothideales; Saccotheciaceae. Gene Ontology annotation, molecular function: hydrolase activity. Bases 1 to 870 code for a protein of 289 amino acids.